UUCGGAGAGAUUCAGUUUUUAACGGCAAGUGGGCGUGUGCGGACGUACGAAAUGAAGUCUUUCAUUGAUUACUCCGACGACACCGAGUUUCCCAUCGAGAAUUUACCCUAUGGGAUCUUCUCAACUGCUGACAACCCGCAAAAGCGCAUUGGAGUUGCAAUUGGGGACCAGAUUCUCGAUUUAUUCGUCAUCUCUCACCUCUUCACUGGUCCGUUACUGGUGAACAAGCAGGAUGUCUUCCGGCAGGAGAGCCUCAACGAUUUUAUGGCGCUGGGGAGGCCCUCCUGGGUUGAGGCUAGGCUUAGUAUUCAAAAUCUGCUGGGGGUGGAGUGUAGGACUCUCCAGGAGGAGCCGCUGCGAUCAAAGGCAUUUGUUCCCCAGGAAUCAGCUACAAUGCACAUUCCCGCAAAAAUCGGGGACUACACAGAUUUUUACUCGUCGAUUCAUCACGCCACGAAUGUCGGUAUGAUGUUCAGGGGAAAAGAGAAUGCCCUGAUGCCAAAUUGGAAAUAUUUGCCGGUCGGUUAUCACGGGAGAGCCAGUUCGGUUGUCGUUUCCGGCACUCCGAUUCGCCGGCCGCGCGGGCAGACACUUCCGGUGGAGGGUGAGGCGCCGGUUUACGGGCCUUCAAGGCUCAUGGAUUUCGAGCUUGAGGUUGCAUUCUUCGUGGGUGGCCCACCUACCAAUCUCGGGGACACGGUUACAGCAUCCAAGGCUUAUGAUCAUAUUUUUGGAAUGGUUUUGAUGAACGAUUGGAGCGCUCGAGACGUUCAGAAAUGGGAAUACGUUCCCCUGGGCCCAUUCGGUUCAAAAAAUUUGGGAACAACAAUUUCCCCGUGGGUCGUUACAAUGGAGGCACUGGAGCCCUUCAAAGUCCCCAACAUGGCGCAGGAUCCAGCCCCAUUCCCCUACCUCCAGCACCCCCAGUCCUGCAACUUCGAUAUCAAGCUCGAAGUCGACAUAAAACCUGCGAACGGAGUUGUCACAACGGUCUCUCGCAGCAACUACAAGUUCAUGUACUGGACACCUCAGCAACAGUUGGCUCAUCACACCGUGACUGGGUGCAAUAUCAAUCCCGGUGAUUUGAUGGCAUCUGGCACGAUAAGUGGCGAGUCUGCGGACUCUUAUGGAUCGAUGCUGGAACUGUCUUGGAGGGGAUCCAAACCGAUUUCCAUGCAGGAUGGCACCACGAGGAAAUUUUUGCAAGAUAAUGAUGAAGUUAUCAUCAGAGGAUAUUGCAUCGGCGACGGCUACAAAAUUGGUUUCGGCCAGGCGACAGGAGAGCUCCUCCCCGCGCACUCCGACUGAUCCUCAAAACAUGAAUAAUGUCAAUGUAUUUCUAUUAAUAAAGUCACAAACAUAUUCUAUCGA
This is a messenger RNA of Diachasma alloeum, 1371 nucleotides long. RefSeq names its product fumarylacetoacetase (gene Faa). The transcript is spliced from 8 exons. Gene Ontology annotation, biological process: homogentisate catabolic process; L-phenylalanine catabolic process; L-tyrosine catabolic process. Gene Ontology annotation, molecular function: fumarylacetoacetase activity. The record is from RefSeq and is a predicted model, not a curated record. Lineage: Eukaryota; Metazoa; Arthropoda; Insecta; Hymenoptera; Braconidae. The coding region runs from base 52 to 1308 and encodes 418 amino acids.